Messenger RNA from Papaver somniferum (opium poppy), 1371 nucleotides. Its product is annotated as probable aquaporin PIP1-2. Gene Ontology annotation, cellular component: plasmodesma; vacuole; plasma membrane. Gene Ontology annotation, molecular function: water channel activity. Bases 49 to 921 code for a protein of 290 amino acids. NCBI's taxonomy places the organism in Eukaryota, Viridiplantae, Streptophyta, Magnoliopsida, Ranunculales, Papaveraceae. The record is from RefSeq and is a predicted model, not a curated record. Gene Ontology annotation, biological process: transmembrane transport; response to water deprivation. The transcript has 4 exons.
AGAGUUACAGACUUGAAGAGUGAGAAGGAGAAAGCAGCAGAAGAAGAAAUGGAAGGCAAAGAAGAAGAUGUGAGGUUGGGAGCAAACAAGUUCUCAGAGAGACAACCAAUCGGAACAGCAGCUCAGAUGACUGAGGACAAAGAUUACAGAGAGCCACCACCAGCUCCUUUCUUUGAACCAGGAGAAUUAGGUUCAUGGUCUUUCUACAGAGCUGGUAUUGCUGAAUUCAUAGCUACUUUUCUGUUCCUAUACAUCUCCGUCUUGACUGUUAUGGGUGUUGCUGGUGCCAAAAACAAGUGCCAGUCUGUUGGUAUUCAAGGUAUUGCUUGGGCUUUUGGUGGUAUGAUCUUUGCCCUUGUCUACUGUACCGCCGGUAUCUCAGGAGGACAUAUUAACCCUGCAGUGACAUUCGGUUUGUUAUUGGCAAGAAAAUUGUCAGUGACAAGAGCAGUGUUCUACAUGAUCAUGCAGUGUCUUGGUGCCAUCUGUGGUGCCGGUGUUGUCAAAGGUUUCCAACCAAGUAAAUACCAGAUGCUGAACGGUGGUGCCAACUUUGUAGCUCCUGGUUACACCAAGGGAGAUGGUCUUGGUGCUGAAAUUGUUGGUACUUUUGUUCUUGUUUACACCGUUUUCUCCGCUACUGAUGCCAAACGUAACGCCAGAGACUCCCAUGUCCCUAUCUUGGCACCACUUCCAAUCGGGUUCGCAGUGUUCUUGGUGCAUCUGGCAACUAUCCCCAUCACCGGAACUGGUAUCAACCCAGCAAGGAGUUUGGGUGCAGCCAUCAUUUACAACAGAGGCCACGCUUGGGAUGACCACUGGAUCUUCUGGGUUGGACCAUUCAUUGGAGCAGCUCUUGCAGCUAUGUACCAUGUGAUUGUCAUCAGAGCUAUUCCAUUCAAAUCAUCAAACAAAUGUUGAUUUCUGAAUGAAUGAAUCAGUCUCUUUGUGAUUUCCAUUUCUGCUUUGUUUUUUCUUUUUAAGUUGUUGUAAGUAUGUAUCUGUCAUGUGUGUGUGUGCAAGAAUGAAGUGGUUUGAUCUUCUUCUCUCCAUUUGAUCAUCAAGUCUAAAAGUCGACAAAUAGUACUAGUACUAGUGGUGUUGGUAGAGAUAAUCAGUUCCUUUGCUUUGAAUUUAAGUUAUUUAGAAAGUGAAAUAUUUGUCAAAAGAAAAUGUACAGACUACAGACGAGGGGCUAUUCAGGAAUCAGCCAAAUCAGAUCAGGCUUCCUCAUAAGCUACUACUAGUGAAGAAGCUGUUGUCCAUCUCUAUCUAUUAUUACUAGCUAGCUACGCAUGUGCUUUGAAUAAGAUUUAUCAUGGUUGUGGUCCUUGUGGAUGCAUCAUCUAUCAGUUUUCUCCUUUUUACUUC